GCAAGUGAAAAUGAAAGUAAUGUUGCGUGAUUAUCACAAUUUGGAGUUUCUGGAUUUGAGCUUGAAUCUUUCUUGUUCUAACUAGUUCUGAAACCAAGACUAGUUGAGUGAAAUUGUCUACUACUACAAGUGUAGAACUUGCGAGAAUCACUUUGACCAAGAAAAACGCUCUUCACACAGAACUUGCGUUUAGAAAGAAUCAUUGAAUGGCACCAAACAAGAGAGGAUCAUCAAGCGAUGAGGGUAAUGAUGAGAGAGACCUUCAGCUCCCUCUUUGUAAACGAAAAGCAGCACUACCAGACACUCGUAUUUCUGCUUCCGGUAGUGGUUCCACCAACAUGGCGUUGAUGUUGGAACCUGUAAUUCGGAAAGUGUUACAGGAGAUGAUGCCACCUAUGCUAGAACAGGUGAUGCCACGUAUGUUAGAACAGGUGAUUCCACCUAUACUGCAGCGUUACCUACCUUCCCCAUGUGAUGGAUUAUCGGUGAGGGGGCAGAUUAGUCCAGCAGCUGGUAGAGGCAGAUCAUUGCAGUUAUGUCUGAUGAAAGGGUUGCCUGCAACCAUUUUCACACAGAUCAACAUCACAGCAGAGGACAGUUCCCCGCUCCAGGUUGCGUUGUGUGAUGCCACGAUUCAGAACAGCAAGGUAACAAAGGGAGAUGGUCCCUCCUUGAAGGUCCAGCUGUGUGUCCUGAAGGCUGAUUUUGAAAGUGAGGAUUGGACUGCUGAGGAAUUCAAUAAAAACAUAGAAAGUCCAAGAGAAGGAAAAGGACCAUUACUCAAGGGAGACACGGUUAUUACCAUGGAAAAUGGAGUUGGCUUCUUCAAGAAUGUUGAGUUUACUGAUAACUCUUGCUGGACAAGAAGCGGCAAGUUCCGGCUUGGAAUUAAGGUACUGUCAUCGAAUUCAGACAUCAAGGAAGCAAGAAGCGAGCGUAUAAGGGUGAAGGAUAAGCGAGGAGUGGCAAAUGAGAAACCGGAUCGUCCUUCAUUGGAUGACAAGGUGAGUUGUCUGCAUAAGAUAGCGAAAAAUGGUCCGAUCCGCAAGCAGUUGUCCUCCAAUGGAAUCAAAACUGUGAAGGAUCUGUUGCGCUUGCUCACAACUGACCAAGCUUCACUAAAACAGAAAACCGGCAACAUUCCGGGGAAGUCAUGGGAGAAGAUUAUUGAGCAUGCCAAGUCUUGUGCCAUAGAUAAUGAUGAGCGCUACAUCUAUCAAUAUUUCACAGGAACAGCAGAGCAACCAAUAGCAGCAUCCCUUGUCUUAAAUUGCAUCUAUGAGCCUGUGGCGAUUUCAUUUGAUGGCCAAAACUUUUGCAGCCUAGAGUCUUUGAAUUCGGAAGGCAAGCGUUGGGUGGAAACUGUAAAGCGGCAAGCAUACAAGAACUUGAAGGAUUUGAAGCCAUUUGGCGCAAGUUCAGCGGGUCAAUCUCUGGAAAACUUCGAUUUCCCAGUUUCUCAUCAGCAAGGGCAAGCACAAAUGGUUCAAGCAUCGGCAUCGACAGCAUCAGGCGCACAGAGUGUUAACGAGCAAGUAGGGUGUUCCAGUCAACAUCAGGUGGGACGGGAAGAGUUCGUUGGCGAUAGCGGAUGGAGCAACAUCAACAUGGUUGAUCCGUUUCCAAAUUACUCGGACCCAGUUUACCCCUUUUACUAUGUUGCAGGUGAUUAUGGGGCAACAUCAUCCAACGAUUCAUUCCCUGUCUUUGAUAUGCAUUGGUCAAGCAAAGGUGGGUGCAACACUGUGUGGGCUAAAAUCCGAACUGCUGUCAUUCGUAAUGUUCUUAAAUGGACCAUUCUCUAUGCCGCCAAAAGGAAGCCCAAGCUUCUUGUUCCCUAUCAGUAAUGCUAGAAAGUAGAAACUCAUCUCAAAUUGAUCAGUUAUUCAUUAUUCAAUUUCUUUAUUUCUUUAUUUGUUGGAUUCUGUAUGUAUGUAUCAAGCUGUAACGUAAAUAAUCAUCCCUCAGUUAAUGUAAUUAAUGUUCUACUUAUUAUUCUAUCUAGUUCCAAGUUCAAUUCAA
Arachis duranensis is the source of this 2022-nucleotide messenger RNA. RefSeq names its product calmodulin-binding protein 60 B. Gene Ontology annotation, molecular function: sequence-specific DNA binding; calmodulin binding; DNA-binding transcription factor activity. Gene Ontology annotation, biological process: regulation of salicylic acid biosynthetic process. The coding region runs from base 207 to 1847 and encodes 546 amino acids. The record is from RefSeq and is a predicted model, not a curated record. Gene Ontology annotation, cellular component: nucleus. The transcript is spliced from 8 exons. Lineage: Eukaryota; Viridiplantae; Streptophyta; Magnoliopsida; Fabales; Fabaceae.